This is a messenger RNA of Saccharomyces kudriavzevii IFO 1802, 930 nucleotides long. RefSeq names its product Dpi35p (gene DPI35). The record is from RefSeq and is a predicted model, not a curated record. NCBI's taxonomy places the organism in Eukaryota, Fungi, Ascomycota, Saccharomycetes, Saccharomycetales, Saccharomycetaceae. The coding region runs from base 1 to 930 and encodes 309 amino acids. The transcript has a single exon.
AUGACUUAUCCGAAAAGAAUACCUAUAAAUGCGUGGAAUGAUACCUUUAGGGUAGCAAAGCCCUUGAUUGUUACUUUUGAUGCGUAUAAUACAUUAUAUGCUACAAAGCUUCCGGUGAUGGAGCAAUAUUGUAUAGUUGGACGUAAAUACGGUAUCAAGACUACUCCUUCAACAUUGACAAAGAACUUCCCACAUGUUUUCAAGAAACUAAAGGAAGAUUAUCCUCAAUAUGGAAAACAUUCCAACAUCAAACCUGAAGAAUGGUGGUCCCUUUUGAUAAGGAACGUCUUUGUACCAAUUGAAAUUCCCGAUGAAAUGAUAGAUGAAAUAUUAAUGCGGUUUGAGGGCUUUGAUUCAUAUUUCGUUUAUCCGGAUUUGAUAGAGUUCUUAAGCAACCUAAAGUCCAGAUACCCAAAUAUUAUUUUGGGAAUAAUAAGCAAUACUGAUCCAACCUUUUACAAGUUAUUAAAGAAUAUCGGGUUGUAUGAAACUUUUGCCGAUAGUAUUUAUUUGUCAUAUGAGCUUGACCUGAUUAAACCUGAUAGAGCAAUGUUUCAAUAUGCGCUUGACGAUAUUAUACGUAAAAAUUCUCAUUUGCUGAAAAUGUACUCCAGGGAAGAAAUUCUCCAGCAUUCCUUCCAUAUUGGGGAUGAAUUGAAAAACGAUCUUGAAGGGGCACAAGCUGCUGGUUGGACUGGUAUACUGCUGGAUAGAAGCGAUAAAUAUGGAUACCUAUCAGAGUCAGUUGGCAAAGCAUCCAGGGACGAAUAUAAGCUAUCAAUUGAUAAAAUAGAUAAUCAUUCCAUGAAGACUUGGGAAGCAAGUACUAAACAAAAGGACACGGUACAAUUGAGUGAAAGGAAAUACGUUGUCUCGAACUUUGAGGUUUUAGAAGAACUAUUUUCUUUGAACGCUGAACUGUUUCAGUGA